AUGGAUAUUGGAGAAUGCCUGUUUCGGAAGAAGCGGAGACCGUGGCGCAUGGAUCUCUCGUUCGCCUUGGUGACUUUGGCUUUCGCCCUGUUCCAAGCGCCUUUGGCACAAGCAGAUCCAGUGGAUGUGUUGCGAGUGCUGCAGCUGCCCUCUCUCCCCGAGGGGGUGCAGAAGGUUCCGGGCUUCUGCACGUCCCGUCGUGCUGGCACCGCUGACCAUGCCUUCCGCAUCAACAAAAAGGCCCAGAUCUCCGUCCCCACCAACCAGCUCUUCUCAGGUAACUUCCCAGAGAACUUCUCCAUCAUGACCCUGGUGAAGGCCAAGGCCGGCCUGCAGGCCUUCCUGCUGUCCAUCUACAGCGAGCAGGGCGUGCAGCAGCUGGGCGUUGAGCUGGGGCGCUCGCCCGUCUUCCUGUACGAGGACCAGAACCGCAAGCCCGCCCCAGAGGACUACCCGCUCUUCCGGGGUGUCAACUUGGCCGACGGCAAGUGGCACCGCAUUGCCAUCUCCGUGCAGAAGAAGAACGUCACCCUGCUCUUGGACUGCAAGAAGCGCAUGACCAAGUCCCUGCCCCGUAGCAACAAGCCCACGAUUGACACCAAGGGCAUCACCGUGUUCGGUUCUCGCCUGAUGGAUGAGGUGUUCCAGGGUGAUAUUCAGCAGCUGCUGAUUGCAUCCAACUCUCAGGCCGCGUAUGACUUCUGCGAGCACUACAGCCCCGACUGUGACUCCCCUCUGCCCAGGAUUCAGUCCCAGGACCCCAACCCUCCCGUGGAGGAACCAGUGGUGGAGGAGGAGGUAGACACCACCAAGGCAGGUGGCGAGACUUUCACAGAGGAGUAUGUGACUGGUGAUUUUGGCAUGAAGGAAUACGACUAUUCCUACAAGGACUACAGCGAGCCUAUGCCCGAGGGAGAGACCGACGCCGGCCAGAUGGGCCCUGCUCUGUCCGCAGUGACGGACGAGGGAGGCGGCAUGUUGAUUGAAGGACCCCCAGGACCUGAAGGACCAGCAGGUCUCCCUGGUCCUGCCGGCCCAUCUGGCCCUCCCGGCUCUGUUGGCGAUCCUGGCGAGAGGGGUCCCCCUGGCAAAGCUGGACUUGCUGGUGCUGAUGGAGUUCCUGGACCCCCUGGCACCUCAGUCAUGCUGCCCUUCCGCUUUGGAAACAGCGCUGGAGAGAAAGGCCCAGUCGCCUCAGCACAAGAGGCCCAGGCUCAGGCUAUCCUGUCUCAGGCUCGGCUUGCUAUGAAAGGACCACCUGGCCCAAUGGGAUACACCGGCCGUACCGGACCUGUGGGAACUCCUGGCGGCCCUGGCCUGAAGGGAGAGAGUGGAGACCCUGGUCCUCAGGGUCCUAGAGGACCUCAGGGAUUGUCUGGGCCUCCUGGCAAAUCUGGACGCAGGGGCCGUGCUGGAGCUGAUGGAGCCCGUGGUAUUCCAGGAGAGUCUGGUGGGAAGGGUGACCGUGGCUUUGAUGGGCUUCCUGGGUUGCCAGGAGACAAAGGAACGCGGGGUAACACAGGUGGAAUGGGAGUCCCAGGAUCUCCUGGCGAGGACGGAGAGAGGGGAGACGAUGGAGAUGUCGGACCCAGAGGUCUUCCAGGUGAACCAGGACCCCGUGGUCUGCUGGGUCCCAAAGGCCCUACUGGUCUCCCUGGACCUCCUGGCGUGCGUGGAAAUGAUGGUCCUCAUGGUCCUAAAGGAAACUUGGGACCCCAGGGAGAGCCCGGCCCACCUGGGCAGCAGGGUCAACCAGGAACUCAGGGAAUGUCAGGACCUCAGGGAGCUAACGGACCUCCAGGCGAGAAGGGACCAAGAGGAAAGCCCGGUCUACCAGGCAUGCCCGGAGCCGAUGGCCCCCCAGGUCACCCAGGAAAGGAGGGACCCGGUGGCACCAAAGGAAACCAGGGACCAAGUGGCCCUCAGGGUCCUAUUGGCUAUCCUGGCCCUCGUGGAGUUAAGGGCGAGCAAGGUAUCCGUGGACUGAAGGGACACAAGGGUGAGAAGGGUGAAGAUGGGUUCCCUGGAAUCAAAGGAGACUUUGGAGCAAAGGGAGAGAGAGGAGAGUUGGGAGUUCCUGGACCCAGGGGAGAGGAUGGUGCAGAGGGGCCUAAAGGUCGUGUUGGACCCCCUGGUGAGCUCGGACCUCUUGGUCUCAUCGGAGAGAAGGGAUCUCUUGGUUUCCCAGGAUUCCCUGGAACUAACGGCGAGAAAGGCGCAAGGGGUUCAUCAGGAAGUGAUGGUCCUUCCGGUCCACCAGGAGAGAGAGGACUGCCCGGGCCUCAAGGAGCGAACGGAUUCCCUGGGCCAAAGGGACCUCCCGGACCACCAGGAAAAGAUGGACUGCCCGGACACCCUGGACAGAGAGGCGAAGUCGGUCCUGCAGGCGAGACCGGCCCAAUGGGUGAGCGUGGACAUUCUGGCCCCCCUGGACCACCAGGUGAGCAAGGCUUGGCUGGACCCUCUGGAAAGGAAGGAACCAAGGGCGACCCUGGUCCUCCUGGUGGCCCCGGAAAAGAUGGACCCCCUGGUCUGAGAGGAUUCCCCGGAGAGAGAGGACUGCCAGGAACCCCGGGAGAGAAAGGACCUAUGGGCCCAGCUGGUCGUGACGGACUUCAAGGCCCAGUGGGUCUCCCUGGCCCUGCAGGACCACCAGGAGUUCCCGGAGAGGACGGAGACAAGGCCAGUGACCCAUCCAAUACCUCCAAUACUGUUACCAUAUGUGUCCCGUUUUAAGAACUUUGGAGGUUCUGGAGAGAUUUGUUUUUGUGUACUGUGUCCGUAAUGCUUUGGUUGCUCUGCUACAGGGGAGCUGAUGGUGAGACAGGUGCCAGAGGUCAACAGGGUAUCUUUGGAGCCAAGGGAGAUGAAGGAACAAGAGGAUUCCCAGGACCUCCUGGUCCAAUUGGUCUGCAGGGUCCUCAAGGUCCUCCUGGAGGAAUUGGCAACCCAGGUCCCGCAGGAGAGAAGGGAGAGCCUGGUGAGUCUGGUCCACCUGGAAUUGGCGGAGAGCCUGGAAAGAAGGGCCCUGUUGGUUUCCCUGGUGAUCCUGGUCCCCCUGGUGAGGUCGGCCCCAGAGGCUCUCCAGGACCUUCUGGUGAGAACGGACCACCCGGGCCUCCCGGAAAGAGGGGUCCUGCCGGCACAAGAGGACCAGAGGGACGUCAGGGAGAGAAGGGCGCCAAGGGAGAUUCAGGUGCCAAAGGACCUGCAGGAAAGACCGGCCCAGUCGGAGCUCAGGGCAACCCAGGAAAACCAGGAACUGAGGGUCUGAGAGGACUUCCUGGAUCAGUGGGUCCUCCAGGUUUGCUUGGUCUUCGCGGAGACCCCGGUGCCAAGGGCGAGAAGGGACACCCAGGUAUGAUCGGUCUGAUUGGACCUCCCGGUGAACAGGGAGAGAAGGGUGACCGAGGACUUUCAGGGCCCCAGGGAACAAAUGGACCCAAGGGAGAGACUGGUAUGCCUGGUGGUACUGGACCUCUCGGUCCUGCUGGUCCUGCUGGUCUGCCUGGCCCCAGAGGUGUCAAGGGAGCUAAAGGUGCUUCAGGCGGUGCUGGCCCCAAGGGAGAGAAGGGUGUAAAUGGACCUCCAGGACCUCCUGGACCUCCAGGUGAUGUCAUCCAGCCACUGCCCAUCCAGAUCCCCAAGAAGUCCAAGCGCUCCAUCGAUGCCAGCCAGAUGGUGGAGACCGACGGCACAGCAGCUGACGCCGCCGGUGCCGCCAACGAGGGCAUGGAGGAGAUCUACGGCUCCCUCAACUCCCUGCGCCAGGAGAUCGAGGCCAUUCGCUUCCCUCUCGGCACCCAGGAGAGCCCAGCACGUACCUGCCAGGACCUCAUGCUCAGCCAGCCAGAGUACAAAGACGGAGAGUACUGGAUUGACCCCAACCAGGGAUGCCAUCGCGAUUCCUUCAAAGUUUACUGCAAUUUCACAGCUGGUGGAGAGACAUGUCUCUACCCAAGCAAGGCCAUGGAGAAUGUGAAAUUGAACUCUUGGGCCAAGGAGACCCCUGGGUCCUGGUACAGUAAAUUUUCAAAGGGAAGCAAGUUCACAUACGUGGACUCCGUUGGCGAACCAGUGGGCGUAGUCCAGCUGGGCUUCCUGCGGCUAUUGAGCGUCCAGGCCCGCCAGAACCUUACCUACCACUGCCACCGCUCCGUGGCCUGGGCCGACCGCACUACCAAGGACAAGGACCAGUAUCAGCGGGCACUGCGCCUCCAGGGCGCCAACGAAGAGGAGCUCGCCUACGAGACCAGCCCCUACAUCAAGGCUCUCGAGGACGGCUGCUCGUAUCGUAAGGGUUACGACAGGACGGUGCUGGAGGUCAACACGCCUCAAGUGGAGCAGCUCCCUCUGCUGGACAUGAAGAUCUCAGACUUUGGGGAGAAUAACCAGAAAUUUGGCUUUGAAGUGGGACCUGUCUGCUUCCUGGGUUAAAACACAUGCAGUGAGAGAGGGGAACACAAGCAUCGACACACUCGAAGCACACAGACACACACUUACACUGAUGCACUCACUCACAUACACGGACAUGCACUUAUACAACACAUAUUGAUACAACCACAUAGAUGUGCCAAUAUGAAUGCUCAGUGUUUUUUUUUUAAGUUAAAAAUGUGGAAUACACACACUCAUACACCUGCACAGGCAUGCACACACACACACACAAAUACACAAGAUCUGUUGUUAAACAGACCUGCACUCACUUAAGAACAUGCCCAGGGAAAACGACUCCCAAAGACCAACGGACGAGAAGAGAAGAGUAGAACACGCCCGCACUCUCGCAGGGAGGAGAGCCAAGAUAGAACUGUGAGAGGAGAAAGGGUUCUGGCCCCGACUAGAACUGUGUUCUUCUGUAAUGAGUGGCUGAACUUAAAGGGUCAGCGACAAAUCCAUUUCCGCCCGUCCCCAAGCCCCCCCACCCCGCCGCCCCUCCCCAGGUUUCGGAGACCCCCCCCCCCCUCUCGCUCCUGUCCCCUCCCCGCUGAUUUUUCUUUUCGAGGCGUCUCACCCUCUCUACCUCUUUGCUUUGUCCCUCAGCACCCAGCCUCAUAGAAAAGGCCCAGCCCCGCUCCCUGUGCCUCACGUCCUGUGUCUUGAAACGCAAAAACAAACAAACAAACAAAAAUGGAUGCCCUCAAACGCAAGCCCAAAUAAACCACGGAAGUUUCGCCAGCUGACGAUGGACACCUGUCGACCGACAAGUAAGAGGGUAAAAUCAGACUGAGGAACAGGGAAUUUAACAAAGCGCACACUAAAGGAAAUAUCAAGCAGGAACAAUAAUGUCAAAUGUGGCUUUACAGUGUGUCUGUUGACAGGAGCCUACUGUUCAUUCAUAGGUCCAUCUACAGUGACACACCUGAUUUAUCCAAGCUGUUGUGUUAAACCUUAAACGGUGUGUUCACGGCUAUGUCUUCUACAAAGUUUCUUAAAAUGACAAGAGGUAAGACGGAUACAUUUAGCACAGCUGUUGGCGUACGUUUGAGAAAAGCCAUUUUUUUUCAACCCCAGCAGUAAUAAAAAAAUAUCUCGUCCUAACAGCAAUGUGUUCUGUACUUCAUGUCUGUUUAUUGGGUUCACAAUGUUGCAUGUAUUUGGGCAGAAAUGGGAUCAAAUGUACUGAACUUGAUGUGUUUGCUGUACAUGUAUUGUAGAUUUGAUUAAAGUUGUUCAGUAUACGGCUGCAGUUAAAAGGCAAGGCUUGAGCACAAACGCCAUCGUACCAAUCCAGUAUUGAUGUUUUGGAAGGUGGAGGACAGUGGGUUAUAAUAUCUGACCCUUUGCCAAAUGCAAUUGGUAUUAGACUAUCAAGUAUGCCUGGGGUGUAAAAUGUGUAUGUAUGCGCUCUUUUUGGUACUUCAUCUUUUUCUAUGUAUCAGUGAAUAAAACAAAAAAAGCACACAAACAAAAACUGUGUUGCUAGGUGCUACUUCUACCAAAGGAGGCAGCGUUCAGCACGAAACCUCAUUUGAUUAUGCCGCCCUUUCAUGUCAACAGUGAUUUUGUUUUUCUUUGGCUGGACUUUGUGCAUUACAACUCAUUUGUACAGAGAUACUGAUAUUCUAUUGUAUUUAUUGUUAAAGGGAAUGAACAGAACAGGGUGCUCUAAAUCCUUCCAAAACUCUGCCGUUUUCAAGAAAGAAAAAUUGUGGUAUUUCGUUUGUAUUUAUUUCCUGUAGUUUUCACUUGAUGGGUCAUAAAUCAAUUAAAUAUAUACAUUAAAACCUAAUCUGACUUGAUCUGUGCAAUACUCAUGGUCUAUGCAUGUUAACAGGGCCUUAUGCUGUCAAUCUUCUGACGUAUAGUCUCUUUGCAAUCACACAGUUCACAAGGACAAUCCCAUUUGUGGACGUUGUGUGGAGUUUGAUUCUUACGCUUUGUCAUGGCUAGGUUUGGCUGGGCUACUGUGGGUCACUGAGGUUCCGUCUAGGUGAUCAACAGAAACAAAGAGUGCAGGAUGGCAUGGAUGUGGGACUCCAGCGGGCAAGA
Messenger RNA from Sardina pilchardus (European sardine), 6486 nucleotides. RefSeq names its product collagen, type XI, alpha 2 (gene col11a2). NCBI's taxonomy places the organism in Eukaryota, Metazoa, Chordata, Actinopteri, Clupeiformes, Clupeidae. Gene Ontology annotation, molecular function: extracellular matrix structural constituent conferring tensile strength. Gene Ontology annotation, biological process: extracellular matrix organization. The transcript has 49 exons. The record is from RefSeq and is a predicted model, not a curated record.